Solanum stenotomum is the source of this 363-nucleotide messenger RNA. RefSeq names its product 17.4 kDa class I heat shock protein-like. Gene Ontology annotation, biological process: response to hydrogen peroxide; protein folding; response to salt stress. Bases 1 to 363 code for a protein of 120 amino acids. The transcript has 3 exons. The record is from RefSeq and is a predicted model, not a curated record. NCBI's taxonomy places the organism in Eukaryota, Viridiplantae, Streptophyta, Magnoliopsida, Solanales, Solanaceae.
AUGGCAUCAUCAAUAGGACCAUGGUUGGGUGGUGGACGGCGUACAGAUAUGGGUUUUGUAAGCCCAUUUUCAUCUGAUGCAUGGGAUCCAUUGGGCCUGGGCUUUGGUGGUGAAUUGGGCUUUGGUAGUGGAUUGGGCUUCAAGCGUGGUGGUGACGAUGAUGUUUCUGCUUUGGCCCACGCAAGUGUGGAUUGGCGUGAAGCUGAUCAAGCUCAUAUUUUUCGUGUUGAUAUUCCUGGUGUGAAGAAGGAAGAUCUAAAGGUGCAAAUUGAAGAUGACAACAUACUGGAGAUUAGCGGUGAAAGAGUUAAAGAGGAAGAAAAAGGGGAUGACAAGUGGCACCGCGUGGAGCGAAUUGGCUGA